CUUCCCUCUCCCCCCCUUUGACGAUCCGCCACUGUCCAUUCUUCUUACGAACUCUCACCGUUCUUGCGAAUAACCAAACCAAACGGACCGAUAUCUUCACUUGUCUUCGGUAUACCACGUGGUAUGGAUGUAACGCCGGCUAGUGUAUAGUGCAUUGAACUAGUAGUAAGACCGUAUUGCACUUUUCGAACUGUUUUGUGAUUUGAGGGGAUUUUAGGAUUUGAUUUCAGUGAUUUUAUUGUGUUUUGAUUCCGUGAUUAAAAUGUGGUGCUACAUGUGAUUUUGUUUUUUUUUCUUAAAAGACAUCUCAUUCAUCAAAAUACUUAGCAUGAUCAACUCAAGGCAAAUGAAGCGAAAAAUAUGAUCCCAACUUGCAUAGCGGUUUUGGUGAUUGCUCUUCUGCAAACGUCAAAUGGUUGCCAGUUUUAUCCACCUGGAGAAUACCUCAGAUUUGUCCGGGUACCGGAAAGCCUGAAGGUUGGAGAAGAAGUUCUUAAAAUAAAUAUUUUUCCAAGGAACCAGCUUUAUCUCCAACCGAUCGACAAGGCUCAGGAUGUUUAUUACUUUACAUACCGAGACUUCAACGAAACAACGGUAUCUCUAUUGCUCGCCAAAUCGCUUGAAGAUGUAGUGGACACCGACAAUCCGAGAAAUGUUCUGAAAUUCAAGAUCAGCUGCGAUUAUAACGAUGGAGAGGAUACGAUUACAUCCUCGCUAUCCGUCACGGUUUACGUGGAAGACGUAAAUGACCAUGCGCCACUUUUCACGGGACUUCCAUACGAAGUCGCAGUGGAUGAACUAACACCUGUUGGUUUAUCAAUAUUUAGAGGCAUCAAAGCUACAGAUCGCGACAAACCAAACACGCCGAAUUCCGACGUGCAGUAUGCAAUUGUUUCGGGCAACGAACGCGGCAAAUUUGCUUUGGAAAAUAGCCAUCAAGCUAACUUGAUUCUAAAAAGAUCUCUGGAUUUUGACAGCGGCGAUCGGGAGUUCCGUUUGACAGUCACAGCUUCGGAUCGUGGAACCCCACCACGCAGUACCAACACCACAAUAAAAAUAAGAGUUACUGACAAUGAUGACCUUCCACCAAAAUUUACAAAAGGCGUUUACAGAGCCAAAAUCUCCGAAUUUUAUCCAAUAACUGGUAACAGAAUUCAUUAUCGACUGAAAUUCGAGCCUCCGAUUUACGCAUUCGAUCAAGAUCUAGCCAUAGAGACUCCCAUAAGAUACGACAUCAUUGCGGGUAACGAGAGACACCUGUUUUCUCUGGAUCACGUGAACGGGUCCCUAUUCCUGGAGCGAGAAAUAGAUCUGGAUUCGGAAAGGUCCCUUCCUGGAAACACUUUCGUCCUUCAGAUCCAAGCUUCGCAAAUCGACAACCCUUUGAAAACUGGGGUGGCCAGGGUGGAAGUGGAAGUAGCGGAUCUGAAUGACAAUCUGCCGGAGUUUGAGGUUGAUUUUUACAACAUAAGUAUCGUGGAAAAUCUACCGAACGGAUUCAGUGUUCUGCAGAUAGUGGCCACUGAUCAGGAUCAGGGCGAUAAUGCGGAUUUUUCUUACCAGCUAGAAGAUAUAAGUGGAGCCUUUACGUUGGAUUCCAGAACUGGGUGGUUAACUGUUCGAGAUCAAAAUGUAUUGGAUCGGGAAAAACGUUCCUCCAUCAAUAUGCGCGUGUUUGCGAAAGAAAAGCAACCAAGCGUUGUUACGGCGAAACUUGGUGCCUCUUCGGUGCGCAUUGAAGUCACGUUGCUGGACGCGAACGACAACAAUCCCACUUUUAUCCCGAACAACCUGUUCGACUUUGCCGUCACAUCGCCAGCAAGAAAAGGUGACGUCGUGGGACAAGUGGACGCGAUAGAUCCCGAUUUGGGAAAAAACGGAUUGGUGCAGUACACUUUGCAAAAACCUGCCAAUGCAUCGGUAAUUCCGUUUAAAAUCGAUGGAAGAACUGGCAAAAUCGCAGUGACAAUGUCACUAAACAUCACCAAGUAUUUGUUGUUUGUGGAGGCGACAGAUCAGCCAACGAACCCUAGCGAACGAAGAACCGCCUUGGCUGUAGUUUCAGUGGAUGUUCAGGAUCCUAAAUCUAAAGGUCAUAAGGAUGUGUUAGCGUUUGUUGGAGCCCCAUACGAAUUCUGGGUCGGUGGAAAUGUUGAUGUUGGUACCAGUGUUGGUCAAAUACGGAUCAAUGAUGACCGAACUCCUGUUAUGUAUGAUCUUUUGCAUAGCUAUCAUGAAGGAGUGCCGUUUGCCGUUGAAGAAAAAACUGGCACCAUAACAGUGAUUGAAGAAUUGGAAAAGUUUAACAGGCUUAACUUCGAUUUUGAAGCAGUUGUCGCCAAUGAAAAAGACGUUAAUUUGGCCACAAAUGUUACCAUACACAUUGUUGAUCCAAAAGAUGAAAAAACGGUUUUGAUGAAGACCGGCACAUCCCCAAUCGAAUUCCACGUCAAGGAGAACCAACCCAACGUGCUCAUAGGGAAAUUAGGUUUCAAAAACGCGUCGACGAACGCGUUACGUUUCUCAAUAGCCAAUCAGAAAGACGUCACUGAUGUGAUAUCCAUAACGAGCGAUGGGACACUGUACACCCAGCAACCAUUAGAUAGAGAAUCACGCGACGUGUACAGGCUUACCAUCAUAGCCGAGUACAACAAGGGCUCUAUCAGCGGAACGGGUAUCUAUCAAGUUACGGUGUACGUCGACGAUGAAAACGACAACAAACCUUUAUUCGAACGCAUGAAAUACGAGGGAAAAAUCAAGGAGAACUGUAAGUCUGGAACUGAAGUCGACCUAAACUAUUCGGUGCACGUGAACGAUAAAGACGAAGGGAACAACGGCAUGUUUACCGUCACCAUAUUCGGUAACGGAAGCGAUCUGUUCAGAUUGGAUAAAACCACCGGAAAAAUAUUCUUUUUGAGCGCCGAUACCCCGUUGGAUAGAGAGGAAUCGGAUUCCUUUCACCUUCGCUUAGUGGCCAAAGAUAAAGGUGGUUUAUAUAGCGAGGCGAAACUACAAAUCAAAAUAGAGGAUGAGAACGAUAAUCCACCGGUAAUCACGCAAUUGAUAAUAAACAAAGAAAAAGGCGCCAGUGUGUUGGAGUACGACAAAUCCGGUAACCGAGUCGGUCACUUUGAGCCUUUCAAAAACAGUUCGGAUGACGUGUACGUCCUAACGCAAGCCUACUUAAGAUCGAGACGCGUUAGAGAAAAAGUGUCGCCUCUCAUAUCGCUAGCGGAAGACGCCAACGUAGGUACGAACUUCGUAAAACUGAUCGCUGAGGAUAGGGACGAUGCCGAGAACGCCGUCAUCAAAUACGAAAUGAUUUCGGAAACGUUUAUACCGCACGAGGCUUCCGCCGAACCAUUCCACAUAGUGCAAUACUUCAUGAUACACACCACAACAGGUGAGGUUGGCAUCGCGAGAAUAUUACCCCCGGAAAGCGAGUUUAGACUCAACAUAUCCGCGAGUGAUAAGGAAGGUCUAAAGGAUAACAUAUCGGUGAGGAUUCUGGUGAAGGACGUCAACAAUCAUCCACCGGUGUUCAAGAAGUCUGGUUAUAACUUUGACGCGGAGGAAGCCACCUAUUCGAAGAAGGUUAUCGGUAAAAUAGAGGCGAUGGAUGUGGAUUUCGGUCACAAUUCAAACAUCUCGUACAGUGUUAAGUCUAACGAUGCGAAGAAUAUUCCCUUCGUUAUAUCCUCGACGGGAAUUUUGAGCGUCAAAGGGGUUCUGGAUAGGGAAACCAAGGAUAAGUAUUCCUUCGUGGUGAUUGCCAAAGACAAUCCAAUAAAAGGAGCGAGUCUCAAUAGCUCCGUCAACGUUGAGGUGAAUGUUUUGGAUGUAAACGAUAACCCGCCCACUUUCUAUGGUUAUGAUGACGUGGUUGUUGUGAAUUUGCAAAAUAAUCACAACUAUCAAGACAAAAUUCCUGUGUAUUACGCCAAUGCCGCCGAGAAUAGUCCGAUCGGAACACCAAUUACCCGAGUCUUCGCUAACGACUCAGAUUUUACCGGAAACGGCAAUGGACUCAUUCUCUUCGACAUCCCCUACAAUAAAAAGCACAAACAAAGCUUGUUCUCGAUCGAUUCGAAGGAAGGGGUUGUAACUACAAUCGGGAAACUUGACUACGAGACCGAAAAAUCGCACAACGUGACAAUUAUCGCCUCCGACUUAGGAUCGCCUAGUCUCAGUUCCACGGCUCUCCUGAUCGUGAACGUAAUAGACGUCCCGGAAGACAUAAAAACAAUCGAGCAUCCGGUUUUCGCGCACCGCUACUACGAAGUCGAGGUGGAGGAGAACGUCCCCACGCCCCUCAAACUGCUCACCCUAAACGUUACCGAGUCCUACAGAUCGCACAAGUUGCGUUACAGCAUCGUAGCCGAUGAUGACAGCGACGUAAAGAAGACUUUCAAAAUCGAUGCGAGAAACGGGUCGUUGUACAUCACCAAGAGUCCGGAUCGAGAGAAAAAGGCACUCUACGAGUUGAUUAUACGCUUGGAUCAGUACAAAGUCGGCCGGGAUAUGACCGUGAUGAUCUAUCCUGUUACGAACGAAAGACUGGGAAAUAUAGGUUUAAACGAGGUAAAAGUUAUUGUUAGAGUGACAGACUUAAAUGAUAAUGUUCCAAAGUUCACAAUAGCUGGAAGGCCUAUUGUAGCUGCUGUUCCAACUACGGCUAAUUACGGCUAUCACGUUAUACGACUGCAGGCAAGAGAUUUGGAUUUGGGAUUGAACGGUGAGGUUCGUUACCAAAUACUAAGCAGGACGGACGAAACAAGCCGAAGAUUUGCCAUUGACCCUAUCACUGGUCAAGUUCGCGGUGUAUCGAGCUUUAGUGGAGAUGCCGGAAAAGUUUUUGGUUUCGAUGUGAAGGCUACGGACCGAAGAGGAGCCGACGAUGGAAAAUCAUCGAUUGCAAAUGUCUUUGUAUACGUAUUGGAUGAAGACAAGCAACUGGUUAUGGUGGUAGGCCUUGCACCCACUGCCGUGGAGAAAAGCGUUGAUAAUAUAACAAUGGCUUUAUGCAAUGCCACUGGUUUUGAUAUUAGAAUACGCAAAUUAGAACCACAUCUCGAAAGGAAUCAAAUUGAUAGUAGCGCGACUGAUAUGUAUUUAUAUGCAGUAGACCCAAUACUUAACACCGUCGUAGAUAUGGAUCAAUUACAAAAGGUGCUUCAGACCAAGCACAACGAGAUAGAACGCAAGCUGGAAGGACCUCGAGUCCUGGCGGUUGCGAGCGGUCUCAUCGAGCGGACCGCAGGCAAAAGUCAGCGCGGCCUCCUUUCAACCCUCGAAGCUGGAGUCAUAGUGCUGGGAUGCGUGGUGUUCGUGGGGGCGCUAGCAACUGCGGUGUGCGUACUUUGCGUCCGUAGAAGGAAGCGCAGAUUGCUACAGAAGACUUUAUCGCAACAACCGAUGAGUUACACGAUAGCUUCUGGCGCCCUCUCGAAGUCCACGCUGUACCCGUCGACGUACGGGGACUAUCCGCGCGCAGCUGCAGCUCUGGACCUGAGUCCGCCUUCUGGAUACCCGCUGAGGCACGCCAGCAGCUGUCCCAGGGUGGCCGGGAUGAGACCCGGGUUUAGGGAGCGCUCCAGGAGCACCGGAUGCAUGGAGAAGUCCAUCGCGUCCGUGCACUCCAGCGGUCACGACUCCGGUAUUGCGGACGGUGGCGUAGUGCACUGCCAGUGCGGGCAGUCCAGCAGCCAGUCUUCUUCGGCCAGCAGCAACAGCUAUGAAGAUUCCCUGCAGUCUGUGGCUCAACAUCGUCAAAUGCAGAGUGGUUCAUACCAUCUGAACACUGCUUCUCCUAGCAGAAGUAUUCUGCAAAGAAGAUCCAGAAAUAGGUCGAUUACGGAAGAUAUUGUUCAACCGAAUGGUUUCCAACACAUGCAGUCUCAUCUUGCACCAGCUCCUGGUGCUUUUCUCAUAUCUGGGCCUUCAGCUCUCAGACGGUCCACUGAGAGGCUCAUGAUGUGUUCUGUAAACCCUUGUUAAAAAAUUAUGAUUAAUCGUUAAAUUAUGUUCAUUUAUGAUAAUAGUAUAGGCAAAUAAACAGCUUAUCGAAGUGAACAUAUAAAGUUACCAUUUUGUAAAUACGAUGAAAAUAUUUAUUCUUGUUAAAUUUAUUUA
Messenger RNA from Brassicogethes aeneus, 6132 nucleotides. NCBI's taxonomy places the organism in Eukaryota, Metazoa, Arthropoda, Insecta, Coleoptera, Nitidulidae. The record is from the annotation of a GenBank genome assembly.